AUGGAGCUGACGAGGCCACGUGCGGGGCAACGCUUCUGGGUGUUGUUCGACCGCACGGAGGGCCUGUGGCACGAGCGUUUGUGCCUGCACGAGUACGGGACGGGCGUGAUCGUCGCCACCGCUGACGGGGACGUCUACGCUGAGGAGUUCACGGACUACGAGGACCUGGCCGUCUCUGGGUCCCAGGGCGGCGUGCCCCGCCGGCUGUACCCGAGGCGGCGCUACCACUUCGACCCAGGGGACCUGGAGGAGGACAGCCAGCUGCGCGUGGAUGCCGCUCGUCAGCUGGCCAGGCUGCUUGAGAGCGGCGAGUACCCAGCAGCGCCGAUCCCGCUCCUUGAUGCGGGGGACGGCGCUGCGCUGGCGACAGGCGGAGGAUCUGCUCCGCUGGACGUGGUGGGCGGCACUCCCAUGCCGCGUAGCCCUAUGCCUAAGGAGCUCGACGAUGCACCCCGCGGGACGACCUGGUACCUGCUCACCGACGCGUUCGGUCAGCGGAUGCACGAGCAGGUGACGGUCGGGUUGAACGAUCGGUGCGUCACCGACGGACGCUCGGGACUCCUCAUUCGCAAUGGGGGGACCGUGCCUGCGUCGGCGCAGCUGCCGCCUAGUGCCGGAGACGACGACGUGAGGACGUUGCCGGCACAGUACAACCCGCGCGGGGAGAGGACACGUUCGUUCCUGAGCGCGCGGGGUGCCUUCACGGAGGAGACCUUCGAUGACUUUCCUGUCCGCGGCCCGCGGACGAUAGGCUGGCUCAUGGAGGCGUUCCACAAGGGUGGCCAGAGCCCGGUGCUUUUCGAGCUCGGCGGACAGUGCGACCACCUGAAUCUGCCGAACAGCGCCGCCUUCGAGGCGAUCUCCCGUCGCUGUCAGCUGUGGGAGGAGCGCUACGCCGAGAAGCUGAAGCAGGUGACUGAGGGGCCCGGAGCUGCCGCUGGAGCGGCCGCUGAGAGGUACCCCUUCCUCGGGGUCACGUCGGGCAGCACAGCCCUGGCCUCGCCCAGCCUGGCCGAGUACGUGGCAGAGAAGAUGGGGCAGGAGUGCAAGAUCUUGAAGGAGCGCCGCAAGGUCUUCUCAGCAGCUUACACCUUUAGCACGCAUUUUCGGGACCGACCCGCAUGGGUCUGGAGCUCGGUCAGGCACGAGUGCUGGCUAGCAUGGGCUCUCCUCCCCACGGCUGUUGCUCGGCUGGACAUCCCGUGGAGUUCGGAGGUGACCUCUGUGGACGCGUCGCUACACGGGUUCGGUGUCACGGCGUGCCAGUUCGAGUCUACCAGUGUUGGCAAGGUUGGCCGUGUCAGUGAACGUUGUCGAUUCCGAGGAGAGCUUCGCAAGUGUGCUAGGCCGCGCGACGUCUUGGAAGACAUUGAGGUGCCCUUCUCUUUCCUCGCCCGUGGGUCUGAUCACGACUUCUUGGGGACUGGAGCCCAGACGGAGUUCCCCGAAGUUCCCGAGUGGUUUGCCAAGGACUCCCCCUGGUGCGUCAUUGCGGCAAGGAGGUGGAGGAGGAAGGAGAAGAUCCUGAACCUGGAGGUGGAGGCGGCCCUGUGGGCUGCUCGGCGUAUCAGUCGUGACAGGCGUCUAGGGGACCAUCGGCACCUCAUCCUCAGCGACUCGAUGGCCUGGGUUUGUGCAGCCACCAAAGGGAGAGGGAGCCUCUGGAUUCUUCUUCGUCGGUGUCGUGAGCUGUGUGCGCUCGCUAUUGCCUCUGGAUGUCGCUUCGUGUAUCGCUGGAUUCCUUCCGAGUGGAAUAGCGCAGAUGCCCCGAGCCGAAGGUACGACCAUGCCAGCGAGCACCAUGCUAAGUACUUCUAUGUCAGCAACCCUGGUGGCUCGGAUCGUCCGGCGAGCCGCGGCGGGCCCGCUCCUCUUUCUGCGGCCGUGGAGGCGGUCAUCGGCGAUGGAGUUCCGCACCCUGCGGGCCUCCGACGCCUCGCGGCUGCGGUCCCGUUCGCCUACGGCCUGCCGGGGCUCUGGGAAGCUGCGCACGGCGGUGAGGCUGGACACGGCGCAGCUGCCGACGACGUCGGUUGCGACACUUGCUCGAGUGUCUGCCCGCCUCGCGGCCGCUCCCACCGCCAGCCCGCCCGUGGCUCACCGCCACCUGGGGCCAGGGCCGGCGGGGAGCGCCGCGGCGCGCCCUGCGCGCCGGGUGGGCAACGCUCAGAGACAGCAGGUGCGGCGGGGGAUGCGCCAGUCGCCCUCGACCCUGAUCGGAAGCGCGGGGCGGGCAGCCACUCGGCUGGCGGAGCUCGGCUUCCGAGUGUCGGCACUGGGAGCGGCGUCGGUGACCCCAGCGACACAGGACAAGUACCUGACGCACCUGAGAUGCUGCUGAGACGGCUGAUGCUGAGGAGGGCGCCCACGCUCGACAAGGACGAGUGGGAUGUGCUCCUGACGAGCUACAUCGAGCACCUGUACGACUCGGGGGCGACCGAGAACGCCGGCGGGACGACGCUGGCGGCUCUGGCCAUCGCGAUCGCCCUCGACCUGUGCGACUGCGGCUUGCCGAGCCCGGGGUUCUUCGCCAUGCUGGUCUUCGAGACGUGCAUGCGCCCCAGCGAGGCCCUGGCUCUCCAGCGCUUCCAGCUCGUCCCACCGGCGGGAGACGGGAUGCCGGGGACAAAAGGGCGCUGGGCCGUGCUCAUCCGUGCCCUCGAGCUCGGCAGGCCUGGCAAGACAGACGACUUCGACGGCAGCGUGAGUCUCGAUCUGCCACGACACCAGCUGCUGGUGCCAGGGCUGGAGGAGAUCUUCAGCCGUCGCGGGGAGCGCGACCCAGUGUUUCUCUUCGACUACCGGUCCAAGGCGGCCGUAGUGGCGACGGCCCGGCGUCACGAGCAAGAGCGCGACGCCAGAAUCGGCCACUGCAAAGUCUUCCUCGACAUCUUCGCGGGCACUGGUCCUGUCGGCAGGUUUCUGAGAGAGCGCGGUCACGGAGUCAUCUUUUUUGAGAAGAAGCUGGGCCCCAUCAGGCGGACGCAGGUCUUUGCUACGGUCACGGGGUGGCUCCGCGCGGGCAGAGCGCGGGGCUUUUGGGUGGCAGCGCCUUGCGUCACCGCGACGCGAGCUCGCCAGAACGGUGCUGCAGGCAUGCCGCCUCCUCUCCGAUCUAACGAGCAUCUUCGUGGGCUGCUGGGACUUGGCGAGCGCCUCAAAUAA
This is a messenger RNA of Prorocentrum cordatum, 3165 nucleotides long. NCBI's taxonomy places the organism in Eukaryota, Dinophyceae, Prorocentrales, Prorocentraceae. The record is from the annotation of a GenBank genome assembly.